This is a messenger RNA of Abrus precatorius (Indian licorice), 993 nucleotides long. Its product is annotated as 2-hydroxyisoflavanone dehydratase-like. Gene Ontology annotation, molecular function: hydrolase activity. The transcript has a single exon. The coding region runs from base 1 to 993 and encodes 330 amino acids. NCBI's taxonomy places the organism in Eukaryota, Viridiplantae, Streptophyta, Magnoliopsida, Fabales, Fabaceae. The record is from RefSeq and is a predicted model, not a curated record.
AUGGCUUCCACACCCACCAAACACAUAGUCUUACAGGUUCCCUCUUACAUAUAUGUCUACAAUGAUGGCUCCAUCGAACGUCCAGGAAACCUCCCAAGAACUCCACCAUUUCCAGAAGACCCAGAAACUGGUGUCUCAUCCAAAGACAUCCUCUUCUCUAAAAACCCUUUACUCUUUGCUCGACUCUUUCUUCCAAAACUAUCCCAAUCAAAUCAUCACAACAAAAAAUUACCCAUUUUGGUCUACUUUCAUGGUGGGGCCUUCUGCUAUGAAUCAGCAUUUGCAGCGCACCACACCAAAUACUGCAACCUGAUAGCUUCUCAAGCAAGUCUUAUAAUUGUUUCCAUAGAACACAGAAAAGCUCCAGAGCAUUUUCUCCCCACAGCUUAUCAUGAUUGUUGGGCUGGUCUCAGUUGGGUUGCUUCACACGCCACCCCAAACCCCACCAAUAGCGACCCAUGGCUCAUAAAUCAUGGUGAUUUCAGCAAAAUUUUCACUGGGGGUGAUAGCAGUGGUGCCAAUAUUGUUCAUAAUGUUGCAAUGCGUGCUGGGGUUGAAGCUUUACCAGGUGGUGUCAAAGUUUAUGGGGCUUAUCUGAACCACCCUUACUUCUGGGGUGCGAAACCAAUUGGGUCUGAACCUGUUACUGGGUUUGAAGAGAUUCCUCAGUCUUUGAUUUGGAAGUUUGCAUACCCAGAUGCGCCUGGUGGAUUGGAUAACCCCAUGAUUAAUCCAUUGGCUCUUGGGGCUCCUAGCUUGGCUUCCAUUGGGUGUUCUAAGAUGCUUGUUACUGUGGCUGGUAAGGAUCAUCUGCACUUUAGAGACAGAGCAGUGUUAUAUUAUGAGGCUGUGAAGGAGAGUGGAUGGAAAGGGCAAGUGCAACUGUUUGAAGAGGAAGGAGAGGAUCAUGUUUAUUACAUGUAUGAUAUUCAAACAGAAAAAGCCAAGAAGUUCAUAAAAGUCGUAGUUGAUUUUCUUCGCCACUCAAAUUAA